This is a messenger RNA of Chaetomium strumarium, 1456 nucleotides long. Its product is annotated as RNA 3'-terminal phosphate cyclase/enolpyruvate transferase. Gene Ontology annotation, molecular function: RNA endonuclease activity. Lineage: Eukaryota; Fungi; Ascomycota; Sordariomycetes; Sordariales; Chaetomiaceae. Gene Ontology annotation, cellular component: nucleolus. The record is from RefSeq and is a predicted model, not a curated record. The transcript has a single exon. Gene Ontology annotation, biological process: endonucleolytic cleavage of tricistronic rRNA transcript (SSU-rRNA, 5.8S rRNA, LSU-rRNA); ribosome biogenesis. The coding region runs from base 178 to 1401 and encodes 407 amino acids.
GUCUCUUAUCAGAGUGACAGAGCCUGUCGAUAAGCACCUUACAGCUUCUGACCGCCCGGCAGAACUGGCAGGAGCCUCCAAAAUUUCUGGAGAGCACGGUACGCGCAGGCUCAGGCUCGUUCCUUUUCAUCAUCGGCGAUUGAGGCGGUCCAAUCGCACCACAACACAACAGCCAUCAUGUCGGGGUUAAAACCAGAAGUCCUGCGUUUCACUGGCCACAGGGCCUUCACCCACCGCCUCGUGUUGGCCACAUUAACCGGCCGACCAGUGCAUAUCUCCAAGAUCCGCUCCUCGUCUCCAACCAACCCGGGCCUGGCUCCACACGAGGUCUCCUUCCUCCGCCUACUCGAGGCAGUCACCAACGGCAGCGUCAUCGACGUGUCCUACACCGGCACGACCGUCAUGUACCAGCCCGGUCUCAUCACCGGCACCGUGCCCGGCGUGGGCGCCGCACUCCCGAGCGACACCAUCGAGCACGUCCUGCCCGCCAAUUGCACCCGCGCCGUCACCUACUUCCUCAUCCCGCUCGCCCUCCUCGCGCCCUUCUCAAAGGGCCACAUGAACGUGCGCUUCUCCGGUCCGGGCGUCAUCACCUCCGCCACACACGGCACGGGCGACAUGUCGAUCGACACCUUCCGCACGGCGGUUCUGCCCCUCUACUCGCUGUUCGGCAUUCCGGUCGAGCGGAUCAACCUGACCGUGCUGACGCGGUCCUGUCCCGGCCCGGCCGGCAAGGGCGGCGGUGGCGUGGUGGAACUGCGCUUUGCCAGCCAGGUGCGCCUGCCCAAGACAUUGCACCUGAACAGGCGCCCUGGCAGGAUAAAGAAGAUAUACGGCGUCGCAUACUGUACCGGCGUGUCCGCAAGCCAUAAUAAUCGAAUGAUCACCUCGGCGAGAGGGGUGCUGAAUCAGUUGUGCUCAGACGUGCGCAUUGCGGCGCAGUAUGAUACGGCGCCGCUCGUGGCGGAGAAGGGGAGCGCGCAAAAGAAGAAGAUCGGAAUCGGUUUCGGGCUGAGCCUGGUCGCUGAGUCCAGUGCGGCGGGAGUGAUAUAUGCGGCGGACGAGGUGGCGCCGCCGCAGGGAGGAGUGGUGCCCGAGGAUAUUGGCACCCGAUGUGCGUACCAGCUGCUCGAGGUCAUUGCGCAGGGUGGCUGCGUGAUGGCGGCCGCUGCGCCUACAGUAUUGACACUGAUGGCUAUGGGGUCUGAGGACGUGGGGAGAGUGAGGCUGGGAAGGCACGUCGUAGGGAGCGAGGAAAUAAUAGGGCUGGCGAGGGACUUGAAGGUGUUUGGCGGGAGUAGCUGGGGUAUAUCGGAUGCAGGCGAUGACGACGGGAACGGCGAUCUGAAAGUAUCGGUGAAAGGCACAGGGGUUGGUAAUGUCGGCCGGAAAGUAGCGUGACAAAAUCCAACUCUCUCUUUCAGAAGGUGCGCUCUUGCAGAUCAAAUGAGGCCCA